Molecule: messenger RNA, 2195 nt
Organism: Amoebophrya sp. A25
Lineage: Eukaryota; Dinophyceae; Syndiniales; Amoebophryaceae
Source: the annotation of a GenBank genome assembly
GAAGACUCCUGUGGUGUCAAAGUGGGAUCCUCAAAUACCCUUCCGAAAAAGUUUUGCUCGUCCAGAAUGCGUGGUAAGAAAGCUACCAGCGACGUGUGUUCACGGGAGUGGCGAAAUCUCGAUUUUCUACGGAAAUAAAUUUAAUUGGGAAAGCGAACAAGACGAGAGUGAGCAUCAAGAUUACUUCGACCAUGCAAAGGGGGACGAGGAGCACCAACGUCCUCUAUUUCUUGCUCAUUGCGUCGAUUCCUAUAGCGAGUAUCGUCGUGUCCAUGGAGCAUUUAUAGCAGGGCCAGCUGAAGCAGGACCAGGAGUAGAUGAAAGUGACGAACUACAAGCAGAUACAGAAGAUGAGCGCAGCUCAAGAACAACAUCAAGCGGUCGCACAUUGAUAGUCCGCGUGACACAGACAGCGACAGAGAAUAUGUGGCAUGCGUUUCACUUGCUGUUACGAUUGACGUUUUGUUUCGAGUUCCUCAGCCGCGUUCCAAGGCCUAGAUGAUAGAUUGCAAGUCUGAAAAUUUGAAGAAUGGUCUUGUAAAUCAUGAUCGGUCCCUAGUACUACUUUAAGAGUACCAGCUGUGCCUGUGUCCCUGUCGUCUAAUUCAUGCCUCUCUUGCAGUGGAGAUACAACCGCAAGACCGCCUCGUGUUCGAUUGUGCAGGUUCUCAGUGUAAUACAGAGGUCGCCGCAGGCAGUGUUUUGGCUGCUUUCCUACCCGCAUUGACUCAGAAGGAGGUGGUCUGGAUCGUACCUGGGGCGUCGACACAAGAAACAGCGUCCUCUGGUGAUAGUACGGACAAGCGGAGAGAUGCCUCUGCUAUUCGCGUUAGCCCACAUACACAACAUGGUCCCUUGAAAAUCUCCUAUCUCACAACACCGGAGCAGAGACGAUGCUUCCACGGCGCUCAGUGGGGCGUGCAGCACGUAACGCUCUUUGGACGCGACAAAGGAUCUUGGCGAGGGAUCAAAACCGCUUUUGUGAGAAAAGUCAACGAAGCCUGGAAGAUGACACGACAAGCGAAGGACUCUGGAUUUCCCUCAAAAGCAGCUGCAGAUAAAGAGGCCUUGGUCGAAAGAAAAAGCAUCGACACGAAAGACGAAGAUCAGGAUGAGGUGGACGUAGAGCAUAUGAUGACCUUACGUACAGAGUUAGAAUCUCAAUGGACCUCGCAAGACGCGGCAACGAAUCCCUGUCUCGAACGUAAGUACAUUCGCGGUGGAGUACACCUCCUGCUUCCAAGAACAAUGCCAUCAACUUCUACCUCGUCAACCUCACGCGAAAAGCACCGUGGCAGAAAUAUACCGUUUCGUAUAGUCCUCGCGUUGCGUCUGGUCGCUACCACACGACGCAUUACCAACCUCGCGCCUCUGCUUUCGGCACUUUCUUGUAUUAGACAGCAAACAAGCGAACAAGAUCAUGAUGACGGUGAAGCUAUAACUGACGCUCGUCCAACAUCACCAUAUGGGCAAAAUGUCUUGUCGGAUCUCGAAAUAGUAGCAGUGGACCUGAGUCUGGUGGGCUCUUUGCAAGUUCAGCACAGUAUUGUCAGAGACGCCGAUGUUUUUACGGGCGCGCACGGCCAGGCAUUGUCCUGGCUGCCGUUUGCUCACAGAGUGAUCGAGCUAAUGCCACACAUGAGCUCGCUAUCUCGAGAACUCUGCAGGCCUGGAUGGGACGCCACGCCUAUGUACGCCUACGGCGGACUUGGCCUGCUUUUUGGGGUACCGCAUCUCUGCGUAGUCGGAUCAGAUCCAUCUGAGGACUCGUCAAAAGCGAAAAAAGCCUUGACAUUCUUCGAGGAAGUGAACACCUGGAUCCGCGAAAACGUCACUGUCCCUGUCCAUGAAGUGACGGCUUCAAUUGAGGAGAUUUUCCAACAUUCAACAAAGCCUACUAAGGGUUUGGAAUUUGAUGCAUCUAUAGCAAAACCAACUACAACGGAAACUGAGAAUGAAGGAGAUCUGCUGUCUUCUAGCAACAUCAUAGGUAACCAUCCGAAAACGUCUAAACCAUCCAAGGCAAGGAGAAAAGUCAAGGUGUCGUCUGUAUAUGGACAACAACAAGUACACCGAACAAAUCAAAUUGAGCAAGAACUAUGACGUUCUACUUUUCUUCUUCUUCUUCUACUACUAUAAGUAUAACACACGCGCUGCACGCGGCUGCUUUAUUACUUAUUCGGAAGACGAACACG